AAGAAAUGGUGACUCUUGCUAUUUAUCUGCUAGUCAUCUUGGCUCGAGCUCUUGCGGGGCCUUGUAGCCCAAAUAAAGCAGAUGUAAUUCUGGUAUACUGCUAUCCUAAAACCAUCAUUACCAGAAUUCCAGAGUGUCCUUAUGGAUGGGAGGUUAAUCAGCUGGCACUUGGAGGUAUUUGCUACAAUGGGAUCCACGAUUCAGGAUAUUACCAAUUCACAAUCCCAGACCUGUCACCUAAAAACAAAUCAUACUGUGGGACACAGUCAGAGUUCAAGAAUCCCAUGUAUCACUUCUAUAACUCCAUCGUCUCCAAUGACUCCUCAGUGAUUGUGAAGAGCCAGCCUGUGAAUUACUCAUUCACCUGCACAUACAAUGCCAACUACCUGGUGAACCAGGCUGCCUUUGACCAAAGGGUGGCCACUGUCCAUGUCAAGAAUGGGAGCUCCGGCUCAUUUGAAAGUCAACUGUCCCUCAACUUCUACUCUAAUGCCAAGUUCUCAAGUAUAAAGGAAGCCCCCUUUGUCGUUGAAACAUCAGAAAUUGGUUCUGACAUAUUUGCUGGAGUGGAAGCUAAGGGCUUAAGCGACAGGUUUAAAGUUGUUCUCAACAACUGCUGGGCAACUCCCUCCUCAGAGUAUUUCUACCAGAUCCACUGGCCUUUGAUCACCAAGGGGUGUGCCACGGACUACUCCAUCCUUGUGCACGAGAACGGGAAAACAAACCGGGCCACGUUCCAGUUCAACGCCUUCCGCUUCCGCAACAUCCCCAAGCUGUCCAAGGUCUGGCUGCACUGCGAGACUCACGUCUGCGACAGCGAGAAGUUCUCCUGCCCCGUGACAUGUGACAAACGCAAGCAGCGUGCGGAACAAACUGGAGGUGUUUUAGUGGCGGAGAUCACUGUGCGCACUCGUUGUAAUGAAGAUAAUGCAGAACACCACAGCGGUAGAAUGAACACAUUUAGUCCAUUUGCACGGGCUCCUCGGGCUCCUCCGGGCGCAGUCUCAGCCCGGGGCGCCGUUCCCCGCCGCGCGCAGCAGAGGGCGCUCCCGCUCAGCGCUUCCGGGGCUCCGAGCAGAGAGAGCCGCGCUCCGCGGCGCCGUGUGCUGCACGGGAUGCUCUCAUCGGCCAUCAUCACCCUGCACGGCUUUCGCCCGCGUUUGCUGCACGGCCUCCCCUUCCUCUGCUCCCCUCCCAUUGACACCCCGCGUUUCAGCACCUGCCAAGUGGCUUUACCUCUUCAAAUUCUUGUCCUUCACCAAAGCGUGUUUCUUUCGCCUUGCUUUUACAACAUUCACUGCACUCCUAUUGCGGCUAUUUUAUGCAGAAAGCCUUGA
Corvus hawaiiensis (hawaiian crow) is the source of this 1337-nucleotide messenger RNA. It is a transcript of the gene TECTB, whose product is annotated as tectorin beta. The transcript has 9 exons. Lineage: Eukaryota; Metazoa; Chordata; Aves; Passeriformes; Corvidae. Gene Ontology annotation, cellular component: cell surface. The record is from RefSeq and is a predicted model, not a curated record. Bases 6 to 1337 code for a protein of 443 amino acids.